AUGGCUGCAGAGUCCGAGAGGCCGCCUCGCAGCAACGGCACCUCUGGUCGAUCCAAAGGGGCCAAGGAUGCAGAGGCGGCAUCGGAUCUGGCGCAGCGGUCGGCUAACGAAUGUGCUGUUAACAGCACAACUGCCAAACCACAGGUCACCUCCCAGGUGCCUUGGCUUUCCCCUAAUAUUCCUGCCCCUUCAUCCACCGCGUCUACCACGAACUCCGCCGUGUCCUCCCGGGAAUCUUCUCCGGUCCGAUUCUCCUCACGUACUCUCAACUCUUCCUCCCACAGCCGUGUUUCCUCACAAUCCCGAAAGCCCAGCCGAGACCGAGCCAGUCCAACCCGACACUCCAACGGCCCAGCACCUGGCCAAUCUACGCAUUCACCCUCUGCCAGCUUCUCACGUUCAUCCUCUUCCCCAGUCAAACCCUUGGUCUUGUCCGCUCCCAUCGACCCGUCGGCCAAUGUUGCCAGCCCAGAAAAGAACAAUAUGCCAUCAUGGGCUGCAAAUCGCCGCACCGAGUUGGAGUCCACACCUCCGAAUAUCUCACAGAAAAGAUCUUCGCUACCGGCGGACGAUCCAACCAAGGUAGACCGCAAUGCAAGCCGGUCUACCACUAGAACCACCGGAGGACAAGGAUCAUCGCUGGAAACCGUCGACGAGAUGACAAGCAACCCUUCCACCCCUUCGAGUGAGACGACUGCCAAGCCGGUGACCCCGGAAGAGUCCAGGCUACAUCGCAUCGACGAAGACCCGACCCCACGCCCGCCACAACAAAUACAAGGAAGCAGUAGCGAUAGCGGGGAAAACCGAAGCUCCGAGCCCAAGGAAGAGCCUCGUCCCCAGGCGGCGGCGGCUGCUGCAGCGACAGCGAAAACACCUCGAACUCUCAUGCCCCAGCGGUCGACGACUUCCCUCAGUGCCGGUGCUCGGGGCAAGCCUGCCGAUGGGUCGGUCCGUAAUAUGACCGUAGAAACAGAGACCGUCAGUUCGAUUCCGCAAGUCUCCCUAGGGGUUGGGAACGGUGAGCGCGGCAUCGGCGCCCGCUCAGAGACGGGUACCCUGCGCAUGAAGCCUUCAACAGAGACAAUCCGUCCCCGCAAAGACAAGAAGAAAAAUCGCAGAGCCAACGCUCUCACCGCUGGUCCUGCAUCAAGCAAGGCGGAUAUUUUCGAGGCCAAAGUGGCCAAUGCAGUGGAUGAAGCUGAUGUCUCAGACUCCGACGAGACUUUUGUUUACGAAUCAAACCCCCCUGAUCCGUACCCCAGCCGACCUCCUCGCUAUCAUUCACGGACGCCUAGUGCUACCUCCAUGGUGAGCCAAGUGGACCAGCUAUCCAAUCGCACUCGAGGUCUACGAGAUGCAUCCCAUGGCGUGAUCGGCAAGCGCAGCAUGAAGUUCACCGGUGCUAAUAAUAGUAUUGAUGGCGGUAUACCGGAUCUCGAUGGGCCUGCUCGAUCCACCAGGACUGAUGGAACUGGAACUAUCACCCCGCGGCACCAUAAUGUUGGCAAUCGUCAUCAUGCUCGAGGCAUGCAAAGUGUUCUGGAUUCCGAUACCUACUCUCAGCCUGGUCCCCAUGGUCAGAAGUCCCCACGCCAUUAUAUCGGGGGCCCAUACCGACAAUCGCGACACAGCAGUACUCGGAUGUCUCCCAAUCACCGAACCUUAAAUGGCUUCAAGAAGGGUGGUGAAUAUGGUUGCUCGGACUACGAAGCAGAAGGUGCAGAUGAUGAGCGCACGCCCCUGGUGGGUAACCGUUCAGUGCGCAGUCGAAAUGGCGGUCGCCGACCCAAUAGCGCAAGUUUACGACAGAUGGAGUACAUGGCGCAGCGGCAGCGUGGAAUCCUUUCCCGAUUUGGCUCCUGUGCUAUCAUCUUUUUCUUACUGUUGAUUGUAGCUGGCGGCGCAACCUCAUUCAUCGUUGCGGCAACCCAGCCCCUCCUGGAUGUCCAGGUCAUUGCUAUUCAGAAUGUCCUUGCGUCGGAGCAGGAGCUCAUGCUGGAUUUGAAUGUGCAAGCUGUGAACCCAAACCUGUUCCCUGUGACUAUCGACGACACAGACGUGAAUAUCUUCGCCAAGAGUGGAUAUGUCGGAACAGACAAAUUCUGGCGAGAGCAUGGCGCCGAGGAUCUGGAUAACUUCCCACGCAUUGAGCAAAGCCGACGUCGCUGGCAAUUGUCGCAAACCGUGCGAUGCAUGGGCAGUGUGAACUGUUUGAAAGAAGCCAUGGGCGGCCACACAGGACCGCACGCAAAUGAUGGAGUUGACAAGGGCACCGAUCCCCCCGAAGACCCGGAAGGAGACCCGAAAUCCAUGCUCCUGGGUCGCGUCUUCCGCUUCGACUCUCCUCUCUCUUUCGAAUCCUCGCCGUGGAACCACCACACGUCCAGCUCAAAGGGGCAAAUCCGUCUCAGCCGACCAGGCAACAAAACCGAGACUGGAGGCACAGAGCGCUGGGAGCGUGUUCUCCAGCAUCCCUUUGAGCUCACCGUCCGCGGAGUCGUCAAAUACCAACUCCCUCUUAGUUCCCGCUACCUUUCUGCGUCUAUCAGCUCCAGCAUUAAAGUGGUGCCAGACACCGAAGACCCAGAAACACCCAGCAACGGAACCGCCCGGGUGACAGCCAAACGGGCACCAACUUCCCUUCCACUCGAUGAUCGCCCUGUGCGCUCGAGACGACCUUUUACGGCAUAA
Penicillium salamii is the source of this 2691-nucleotide messenger RNA. The record is from the annotation of a GenBank genome assembly. NCBI's taxonomy places the organism in Eukaryota, Fungi, Ascomycota, Eurotiomycetes, Eurotiales, Aspergillaceae.